Messenger RNA from Spea bombifrons (plains spadefoot toad), 2278 nucleotides. Its product is annotated as collagenase 3-like. Lineage: Eukaryota; Metazoa; Chordata; Amphibia; Anura; Pelobatidae. The coding region runs from base 14 to 1432 and encodes 472 amino acids. Gene Ontology annotation, biological process: extracellular matrix organization; proteolysis; collagen catabolic process. Gene Ontology annotation, molecular function: metalloendopeptidase activity; zinc ion binding. Gene Ontology annotation, cellular component: extracellular matrix. The record is from RefSeq and is a predicted model, not a curated record. The transcript has 10 exons.
CAAAAAAUCCAACAUGGCUCCGUCAAUGCUGUCGGCAGUCGGACUGGUCUUAGGCCUCAGUUGUUGCUUAGGAGUUCCCGUGCCUCAUGAGGACGACUCUGACUUCACGCACAAUGAUCUACGAUUUGCUGAGAAAUACCUGAAUACCCUGUAUAGCUCUGCAGCAAACCCCACCGGAAUUCUGAGAUACAAAGGUCCCAAGAGCGUGGAAACCAAGCUCAAGGAAAUGCAGUCGUUCUUUGGUCUGGAGGUGACGGGCAAACUAGACGAAGACACUUUAGAUAUUAUGAAGCAACCCCGUUGUGGUGUCCCCGAUAUUGGGCAAUAUAAUUUCUUUCCAAGGAAAUUGAAGUGGCCAAGAUUUAAUCUCACAUACAGGAUUGUGAACUACACCCCCGAUUUAGCUCACACAGACGUGGACAGAGCAAUCAAAAAGGCACUUAAGGUUUGGAGCGACGUGACCCCCUUAAACUUCACCAGACUACGCACAGGCACAGCUGACAUCAUGGUUUCUUUCGGGAAGAAAGAACAUGGCGACUACUACCCGUUUGAUGGCCCAAACGGUCUGUUGGCACAUGCUUUUCCCCCUGGGGACAAAAUCGGAGGUGACACCCAUUUUGACGAUGAUGAGUUUUUCACAAACGACUUCAAAGGUUAUAACCUUUUCAUUGUUGCUGCUCACGAAUUUGGCCAUGCCUUGGGCCUUGAUCAUUCUAGAGACCCAGGAUCCCUGAUGUAUCCGGUAUACACAUACACAGAAACAAAUAACUUUGUUCUUCCUGACGAUGACGUCCAAGGAAUUCAAGCUCUGUAUGGAUCUGGAAACAGAGACCCGCAUCCAAAGCAUCCAAAAACUCCAGAAAAAUGUGACCCUGAACUGAGCAUUGAUGCAGUAACAGAACUCAGAGGGGAAAAGAUGAUCUUCAAAGACAGGUUCUUCUGGCGUCUGCACCCACAGAUGAUCGAAGCAGAAUUAGUGCUCACUAAAUCCUUCUGGCCAGAACUUCCAAAUAAAAUCGAUGCUGCAUAUGAAUAUUCACAGAAGGAUCUCAUAUACAUAUUUAAAGGAAAGAAAUUCUGGGCUUUAAAUGGAUAUGAUAUACUGGAUGAUUACCCAAAGAAACUACAUGAGCUUGGGUUUCCAAAAUCCCUAAAAUCAAUCGAUGCAGCUGUUCAUAACAACGCCAAUGGAAAAACUCUCUUUUUCACAGGAGACAAGUACUGGAGUUUUGAUGAAGAAAAUAUGAGUUUAGAAAAAGGCUACCCAAGAUUUAUAGCUGAUGAUUUUCCAGGAAUUGGAGAAAAAGUAGAUGCUGCUUACCAAAGAAAUGGUUAUAUCUACUUUUUCAAUGGACCUCUACAAUUUGAAUACAGCAUUUGGAGCAGAAAACUGACUCGUGUGCUGAAGACGAACUCUAUCCUGUGGUGCUAAUCCUGUGAAUCCACACUGUCCUCGAUAUGCGACUGUUGAGCAGUCGAUUGAAACAUUAUGACUAUGACCAGUAAUAUGGUUUCUCUCUGUGUUUAGAAUAUAGCGCAGGUUAGCUACAAAGAAGAAUAUAUGUGGGUUCUGGGUUCUCUCCUUCUAAUUGAUCUUUUGGAUCUAAAUAAUGUAGACAUAGCACCACAGCACUUCAGCAAGAUAUGACCAUAGGGCAAAGAACAUUUGGCAUAUCAGUGUUAGCAAAAUGUACCAAAAUGUUUAGUAUUCUGUAUACUAAGUAAAGCAGAUAUCUGUCGUUGUUAAUUAUCCCUAGGAAUGUAGGUUGGCAAAAAAAUACUUGUGCAUUACUUUGUACCCAAAAACAUUAACUAUGAUAAGAUAGAGCAAAUUACAAGAUAAGAUAGUGUGAUAAAUUUAGUCCAAUAAGCAAAUGUUUUCAUGCAGAGGAUGGAAUUUUAAUUUAGUACACCAGAGUUUCAUUAUAUCGACAUUCAGCAAAAAAAUCUUAAGAGAACUGACUAUUUUUGUCAAACACCAUAAUAUUAUGGUAUAGAAUGAACCUGUAAUAUCUAGAUGGUAUUUAUGUUAAAUUAAUCAGUACUUUAAAACAUUUCACCAUAACUCCUCGUUUUCCCAUGGUAUCCAGCAGCCAUUAUGUUUACAUUUCCCAUGUGAUCUUAAACAACAAUGGGGAAUGUUUUUCAGUAUUACCAAAAAAAGUAUAGUGAAAUAUUUCAAUUUCUAUGUUGUUAAACCAAAUGAUUGCUUAAAAAAGCACAUUUUUCUUGUAUAAAUUUACCUGGGUACUCGUUACCUCUUGUGGCCAUGUUUGGA